Messenger RNA from Lagopus leucura (white-tailed ptarmigan), 1421 nucleotides. It is a transcript of the gene IFT25, whose product is annotated as heat shock protein family B (small) member 11. The record is from RefSeq and is a predicted model, not a curated record. Gene Ontology annotation, biological process: intraciliary transport. Gene Ontology annotation, cellular component: centrosome; cilium; intraciliary transport particle B. Bases 63 to 488 code for a protein of 141 amino acids. Lineage: Eukaryota; Metazoa; Chordata; Aves; Galliformes; Phasianidae. The transcript is spliced from 5 exons.
GGCGGCUCCGCGCGGGGCCCUGCCCUCGGGUUUCCCUUCUGUUUCUCCGCUCCCUGGCGAGGAUGCGGGCCGCCGAGUGGUGCCUGAGCGCGGCGGGCGCUGCCCUCGUCAUGGCCACCUCCAGCGACCCGCGGCACCCGGCCGGAAACGUGGCGGACGGAAGUUCCGAAACGUUCUGGACGACAACAGGGAUGUUCCCACAGGAGUUCAUCAUUGGCUUUCCCAAACGUGUGACCGUCAGCAAAGUGGCGAUCCAGUGCUACCUGGUGCGGACCUUAAGGAUUGAAAGAAGCGUAUCAAAAGACCCAGUAGACUUUGAAGAGUGCAUUGAAAAAGAUUUGCAACACACAGAAGGACAGCUUCAAAUGGAAGAGUUUCCACUUCCUGAUUUCCAGGCCACUUAUUUGCGAUUCAUCAUCAAAUCUGCCUUCGAUCACUUUGUAUCGGUGCACAGGGUGAUGGCAGAGGGCACAGCAGAAGACACUUAAGUCUGGCUCAAAUUUGUACCUCAUCUUUUUGGUUUUAUAUUUUGGUAUCUCUGUCAAAGGAAAUAUUUAUUACAAGCUAGUAUUAAAGUGUUUUUGAAGAUACAGAGGUAGUACGUGUUAACCAUCAGUUUAUUAUAUUGAACACAGUGCUCUCAUUAAUUGUAUUAACAGAUUUUAUAACCUAGAGUGUUAAAAAAACUUGAAUGUAACCAGAUCCAUUUAAAUAACUGUGUUUAGCUCACGCUUUCUUUAUACAUGAAUUAAAACUCAUUUUUCUGUGAGAUGUUUCCCUUGCAUUCUGAGUAGAAAAGGUGUGACAAACUUAAAUGUCAAAGAAGCUCUUCAGAAGUUCUUAAAUUGGAAAUUUUCUCAUCAACUCAAACUGUUUAAUAGGAUGAAUGGAAGCUACUAAUGCUUGUAAAUAACCAGGAGGAAAAAGACAAGCGAGAACCAUGGUGGUCUGAAAGGUUUGUUUGUUUAUUUGUUUCCAUGAUUGAGACCAAUCCUUUGCUUCUAAAAAUAUUUUAUAAAAUCAGGUCACAGCUGUCUGUGCUUUAUGCUGUGACCGUCAUAACAAAUAUUAUAGAAACAAAUGUCAAGAGAUUGUCUCAUUCAGAAGCCUUCUAAAGUGAGUGAAACUGAAUGUUUAGAAAAAUGGUGUGUAUACAAGAGAGAGAGAAACUUACUAAUGUGAAAUCAGUUGUUCUGCAUGAAAUUGGCUCUUGCAAAUGGCACCACCCCUAAGGCUUGUCCUGCACCGUAGGAAUGUGGGUGCUGGUAUCCAGACAUAACAGCUCAAUGGAUUCCAGUGGCGCAGGAAGAUGGACGUAAGCGCAGCAGCUGAGGUGGCUGUGACAGACCUGAACAUCUCCAGACACACGGAUGAUGAACCAUGUUACAGAUGGUCUUCAAAUGCACGUACAUUAUUCUCUU